Brettanomyces nanus is the source of this 450-nucleotide messenger RNA. RefSeq lists its product as uncharacterized. The record is from RefSeq and is a predicted model, not a curated record. The coding region runs from base 1 to 450 and encodes 149 amino acids. Gene Ontology annotation, biological process: protein folding; positive regulation of ATP-dependent activity. NCBI's taxonomy places the organism in Eukaryota, Fungi, Ascomycota, Pichiomycetes, Pichiales, Pichiaceae. Gene Ontology annotation, molecular function: ATPase activator activity; protein-folding chaperone binding. Gene Ontology annotation, cellular component: cytosol. The transcript has a single exon.
AUGACAACCAUAUUUAAUCCUGAUAAUUGGCACUGGAUCGAUAGGGACUGUCUUCCUUGGGCGAAACAGUAUCUAGAGGAUAACCUCUCGAAAGUGGUCCUGCGCAAAGACGGUUAUAACAUUGCCGUCACAAAAGUCGGACCCAUUACAGGUGAUUGUGAUAUUACACAAAGAAAGGGUAAAGUGAGAUGUCUUAUCGAACUAAUGGUGGAUUUCUCUAUAAAAUUACAAAAAGGGGACGGUGAAGACUCUUCGUAUGUGAUAGGCCUUCCUGAGUUCGAGCAUGACCAACUAGACAGCGAUUACAAUUUUGAGAUUAGGGAUGGAAAUCCCGAGUAUAAGCCAUUCAUUAGGAAGGAAUUUCUUCCAAUUGUUUUGGAUAUCUUCAAAGGGUUUCAGCAAGAACUUUUGGAAGAGCACAAGAAUAGUUUACGCCACAAUGCAGAUUGA